Messenger RNA from Dermacentor silvarum, 5364 nucleotides. RefSeq lists its product as uncharacterized. Gene Ontology annotation, biological process: signal transduction. Lineage: Eukaryota; Metazoa; Arthropoda; Arachnida; Ixodida; Ixodidae. The record is from RefSeq and is a predicted model, not a curated record. Bases 247 to 1587 code for a protein of 446 amino acids. The transcript is spliced from 7 exons. Gene Ontology annotation, molecular function: protein binding.
UCCUGUUCCUGUCGACAGGACGAAAAGAGCGAGCUGUCUGUGUUGUGUAGGAUGGCAAACGUUCAACGCUUCACUAUCAAAUGGCUGAGCCAUCAGCCCUUGUAAACUAAGCACGGAAGGAACUGUGUGGCCUACUGCUAGUCACAGUACUACAGCUAUCUUCAGUUUGUCUGGCGCUGGGUUGAAUCUCGGCAAAGAUCUCGGUCACCUGUGGCGCAACCUGCAACUUUGGUCCGUGGUCUAGACAUGGAAACGCUACGGGCGGACGUUGUGGUAACUGCGCCCAAAAAGUCUAUUGCGGAUGUUAAAACACCACGACAGCGGACAACUAAGCUGUGUGAUGACCUGGAAGCUGAAGCAUUUCGAGAAUGGCGGCUAGCGAACGAACAGCUCCUGCUUUUCUACAAAGUCAACAAACAUCGGCUUGACGAAAUUGAUUAUGGAAAAGUGGCGGCGUCUUUGAGCCCCGUUGUGGCAUCCUGCUUUCCUGGCCCAUCAUGGAAAGAUUUUGCUUGUGCUUUGGGUAUACCAGCCUCGGAGCUAGAGGGUGUGGAGCAGAGGGCUGGAUUGUACAAACUGAUGCCCCUCCAGGUGGCGUUGCAGUACUUGUACCCCGCUUUAAAGGCCUGCUCAAAACGCUGCAGCCUCGGCCACCUGGUUGACGUCUUGAGAGAACAAGGCCGCCUGGAUGUCCUCAAUAAAAUCUCGCAUCAAGUUAAAGGGUUUCUCGUGGAGCCCCCUUAUGGCAACUGCUAUAUUGAGCAGCGGAUUCAUCAAAAGUUGGAAGACCUGCAAAGCCCGCUUUCAUCGAUCGAUUCUGGAGUAUCCAGCCUGGAUUCGGGUGUUUGUCUCAGUGUCACCACAGUCAAGGACCUUAUUGGGUCUGCCUCAAGGCAAGCUGCGCUGCCUUGUCCACCAAAUUCAAGAAAUGGAGUCUUUGUUCCUGAAGCAUAUUCUCCUGAAUCCAACAGUUGCACUACACCUCCAAGUUUCACAAACCACGACAUUGGCAGUUCACCUCUCAACAAUGAUGAAUGCAACCAAGACGAGGAAUCCACCUGCGAGUCACUGAUUGAUAAGAUACUGCCAAAGACAAAGCUUGACAAAUUGACAGUUCUUGUGUGCCAUGUCGAAGAGGACAUUGAUCUGGCUCAAGACCUGGCCAGGAUCUUGGAAACCGAACACGAGUGCUAUGUCCUCACACAAGCCGAGAUUCUGCCAGCCAUCCAUACGGAUCCCACACUGAUUGAAGACUUAAUACAAAAGGUGAAAGCCAUCGUGCCCUUGGUCACAAGAGCUUACCUGGACCAUUACGAGCAUGCACGGCGCACAAACGACCUAAACUCUGCGGACAGCGUGCUGACACGUGAAAUGUACUCGCUGUCUCUUCACCGGCUUGUCUCAAGCUCUUGCCUGUACUACAUGCUGUUCCCGGUACGCACACCUGAUGUGGAGUACAAGGAUGUCCGUCGCCACCACAUUUUCUCCAAAUCCAAAGUUCUGUGCAAAAAGGACCUCGCUCAGCUAGUGAAAACCAUGCAUGCCUGUUACAAGCUAAGGCCAGCCAGCGAAAGGAGAGGUUCCUGAACUCGCGAGAAUGUUGUGUCACCGGGACAGCGGUGGAAGCACAGCACCUUUUUAUACAGAGACAGGACAGGUUCCUGCUCUUAACAAGCGAUGUGCGGAGUGUUUGUGCAUUCCACUGUGACGAGAAAGUUAGCAUUUUGUUUGGAGACUUGUUUACAACUGCUGUUACACAUUCAUUAGCAGUAUACCUUUUUUAUGCAGCAAAGCUGCAGCUAUUUCUUCUUUCUCAGCGUCACGAGUUUGAUUCCCAAUUGUGGAAACCCCUUCUUUAAAAGUGUAGGACGCAAAGAUGGCCCGGUGGUGUACUUUGGGUGCACAUAAAAAGUAUUCCCAAGUGCUUAAAGUCACUCCAGAGCCCUGCAUGAAAAUGUUGUGUAUAAAAAUUGCGCAGGUCCAAUGUCUGUGUCGGAACCGUGAGAACAUGAAGCGUUUGAGGCAUUUAUGCGCACGUUGUUGCCUGACACUGAUGCAAGGUUGUCUGCUGCGUAGUGCUGAUGUCUUCAGCUUUCUGCUUCUUCGCUUCUUCAGAGGUCUGCCUAUAGCCAUCUCUGGUUGUCUAGUGUUAUCACUGUUCAGAUUUAUACCACAUAAUUCCCAUAAACACUUGCAUGUGAACGCAGUGCUUGGUGUGAUUGAGGCAUUGAUGCUCUAGUAUUUUUCUUUUUAUGUGUUGGGUGUGCUUUGUGCACUGUGCUCGAGAGGCACCAGACAACCACUACCGAGAAAACCCGGUAGGGUAACUAAAGGAAGCUUCUCUUUAACAUCAGUGUUGUUUUGGGAGACCAAACCCUAUGAAUAUAAACGGUUGAUCAGACUAUGGCUCUUUAGAUGAAAAGGCGUCUGUAUGAACUAGUCUAAAAUGAGAGCUUGGAACUUCCUAUGUCAGCACGAAGGAAGGUAUGCAGGAGUGCCAACUCUUCACCAUCUUGCGACCCAUUUGGUAUGGUGCUUAAGCAUUGUCUCAGUGACGAAAUAUUCAUAGCUUUCUGCCAUGUUCUCUUUCUCCACUUGUCUCCCAGCUACUAUGCACUUUGUAACAUGCUUUACUGGCUCCUGGCACUAGAUUUGCAUGCUGUGUUUUUUGAUGUAGGUGGCACCCUUUGGCAUUUUUAGCACCUUGUUACUGUUCAUAACUUCAAGUUGUCACUAUGAUUACUUCGUUACUUUUGUAACUUCGUUUAAGCUCGUAGAUAUCAUUUUCGGUGUAAACAGUGGUGGCGAGGUUCUGCUUCGAUGUAUAUUUCCAACUUGACGUUUGACAGUGUAUGUAUGUGAUAUAUGGUCAGUGUGGCCUAGUUACUGUAGUGUGGUAGCAUCUUUUACAAGAUGAACGCAUAUCUUUGCUUUCAUUCAAAUAACUUUUUGGUCCCCACACCUUUGAGUUGCUUGCCCAGUGCAGCUCCUUUAGGAUCACUCCUACUACGGUAAUAGUUGCUGCUUAAACAUGAGACCCAGCUGUGCAGUUAAGGUGGUGAUAGCUUUAGAACAAAUAUGCAUGCACUAUAAUUAUUUAUUGUUACUGCUACUGCUCUAUGACCGUUCUGAGUGUUGAAGAUAUGCUUGGGCAACCUCCAGGUGCGUAUCCAAAGCAACCAUGGUGUGCCGCUUCUGAUUAAGAUUGUGGGUUCAAUAACCCACCGCCGUAGUCAUUCUUCGAUAGGGGUGAAUUGCAAAAAUGCUUGUCUACUUAGCUUUAGGCGCACAUUAAAGAACCGCAUCUGUUCAAAAUAAUCUAGAGUUGCUCACUAGGAUGUCACUCAGUGAAGCCCGCCAGUGUUGCUCUGGAGCGUUAAACCUCACAAUUUUAUUUUCAUAAUUAUGUGCUUCGUAUACCAGUUGCAGUUCUGUGCAAGGACUACCACAGUCUACAUCCUCUGCAGCAUUAAAAACGAAGGUGGACCAGUGUAAGCUUGCAUUUGUUGUCUAGUCUUGGCGAUGCAUGUCCAGAGUACAAAUGAUAUUCAGAAAUAUGCCUUUUCAUGUAGUUGUGCAGGGGUGAAGCAUGUCUACACACAAGAGGUUUUUCCAGGCAAACUUUUAAAGCAUGCCUGGCUAGUGCUUCUCAAGACAAGCUCAUAAAAAAUGCUAGCUGGCUUCGGUAGUGUACUUAGCCAAAUGACUCACCUUACAAACGCCAGCUGUGGUUGCUGAACAGUUCACCAUUUCCCACCGACAUACCGUGGUGCCUCAGCAACUACGCCAUUCUACUGCUGAGCACGAGGUCGCAGGUUCGAAUCUCUGUCACAGCAGCGAUACUUUGAGGAACGGCAAAAUGCCGAAAGGCUUCUGUGCUUAGAUGUAGGUGCACUUUUUAAGGAACCCCAGGUGCCUAAAUUAAUCCAGAUGCUCAGUUAUGGCACCUCUGUUAGCUUAUGUGUUAAUUUGUAAUGUCAAACCCGGUAAUCUGAAUUUAUUUUCCACUGGCGUCUAACCGAUUUGUCACCUGAAAUUAGUGGACUUGAGUGAUAUGCCACCUAUUUUAGGCAAGGUAGUAAACUUGGUGUGUCAGUAGUCAUUGAGACCAUCCAUUAAAAGCUGCUGUGUAUCUGCCAGGUUCUUUGCACUUUGUUAUGGUGUAUCUGUAUGCGUGCAAUGCUUAACCUAAUUGUGUCAAACACACCCUCCUUGUGAUUUGUGAGUUUAGCUAGGAGGAAUGUUCAAUUGCUUUUAAAAAAAUGAAUGUCAACAUUACUGUGUAUUACCCAAAAACCCUUUUCCAAAAAGAAGUUCUUGCCUAGUUCUUUUAUUUUCUGUUCCUAUUGCACUGGAAGCGAUCACUCACUGAUGUUCCACAAUGGCCGGAAUGCUUCACCCAGUCAUCUCACAGUCCUUAGCUAUAGACACACAGAUGUUAUUUCCUACUACCAGAUGACACCACUGCUGGUAUAACCACGCAGAUAUUAUUUCCUGCUACAAGAUGAUGCCACAGCCUGAUCAGCGAUAAGAUAUGUAUUGUUUUGCCAGGCCUUGCUGCAACCCGCCGUGGUUGCUCAGUGGCUAUGGUGUUGGGCUGCUGAGCACGAGGUCGCGGGAUCGAAUCCCGGCCACAGCAGCCGCAUUUCAAUGGGGGCGAAAUGCGAAAACACCCGUGUACUUCGAUUUAGGUGCACGUUAAAGAACCCCAGGUGGUCUAAAUUUCCGGAGUCUCCCACUACGGCGUGCCUCAUAAUCAGAACUGGUUUUGGCACGUAAAACCCCAUACAGUAAAAGCUCGAUGAUACGAUCACGGCUAAUACGAAUAUCCGGAUGAUACGAAUUUUUCUGUGGUCCCGGCCGAGCCCCACUACUUUGCAACGUGCUAGAGAACGGUUGUUACGAAUCGAUUUUCAGCCUGCGUCGGUUGAUACGAAUAAACGCCGCCCCACCGACGGCCGCGAAAGAGAACAGCGCGCAGUCACGCGCUCUCUCUCCUUCUCUUUCGGUGCGGAGGCGCGGCGCCGGACAGCGCGGACUCCGCGACUGGGCGCGAAGAGUUUGAAGCGGUGGCGCUUCAAGAAAUAAAUGCUUUUUACGUACAUGUGCCUGAGUGAGUUCACCUCUGACUCUUUAAUUAAGCUACAGUCGAAUCUCGUUAAUUCGAACACGCUUACUUCGAACAUACCGCGUACCGACAAUGCUUUUAGCAGCACGCCAAAUAACGCGGCGGCGCCUACGACCGGCAUUGCUCCGACACCGCCAUAGAGCAAAAAGCUCAGGAGAGACCCCUCAAUGCCGCGCGCGAAGGAAUGGGAAAAAAAAAAAAAAGAACCCGCUGCGGAAAUUUCCCCCUCUCUCAAA